Alternaria atra is the source of this 1554-nucleotide messenger RNA. RefSeq lists its product as uncharacterized. Bases 1 to 1554 code for a protein of 517 amino acids. The transcript has 4 exons. The record is from RefSeq and is a predicted model, not a curated record. Lineage: Eukaryota; Fungi; Ascomycota; Dothideomycetes; Pleosporales; Pleosporaceae.
AUGGCGGAAGAACAAGCAGCUCAUCAUCUACUGAACGUAGUGGAGGAGCGAGGUCUCAAAGUCGAUCUCGACAACAUUCUCCUAGGUUUUGAGGAUGCCGAGACAAAGCACGAAACUGCGGUGUGGGUUGAGGAGUACCUACACGAGGACACCUUGUUGAGUAGAGAGGAGCUGGAGUUGUACCAGACUUUGAAGAAGAAGGGCCUUUUGCACCAGUACGAAAGCGAGGGUGAACCCAUCCGACCCAUCUUGGACCAUGAAGUCGCAGCAGCAAUUGAAUCAUUGAGAAGCUCCACUACUGCGAUCGAGGCCCAGUGCAAAGCUCUGGAAGCACAGAAAGAUGCGUUGAUGAAGCUAAAAGCUCUUGACAAGCCAAACUUGGACGUGGAACAUGCAAGGAACGAGCGGAGGAGGAAAGAGGGACAAGAAAAAGCUCGUUUAGAUGUCUCUGUCGAUGAUGUCGUUGCAACAGUCACAGAGCAGAUGACCGAUGCUCAGCGCGAGAUCGAUUCUGAGAAGUCAACGCUGAAGAGCUACCUGUCAGAACGCUUUACAUCAGAUGAUCAGAUCUUAAGCCGACUCCCUAAGCUAGUGUCUCAAAUCGUCACUGAGCCUGAAGUCAGUGAGGACGAGAAGUCGAUGGAACAGUGGUGCAUGGCGAUUGUUUCCUUUCGCGCUGCAGAGAUUAAAGCUCGGGUGGACGCCGUAUUUCUUACCAACGCAUCAGGAGACUCACAGAACGGCCUUUCGGAGGAAGCAGAGGACGACUUCAAAGAGAGAAAGGUUGCUCUGCAAGCUGAACUGGAAGAGCUACACUCGGAGAUUGCGUCUGUUGCUGAAAUGGUCGUCGAGCAUGAAAUACGCAAGCCGAUGACUGAGAUGAAGGAGCGCAAGGAGAAAGACACCAUGCGAGCACGAACUGCAUGGCUCAACUACGUGCUCUCAACACUCGAAUACAUGGGCAAACGCCUCAGCAUCAUCACUACUAGCACGCGAGAUACUGACGGGUUCCAACAAGCACUGGCGCAUGUUCAAGCAGCGGCAGCGAAGCGUAUGCCAGAGACACACGCACCAGUUGCGACGCCCGGAUUGAAACGCAUGAACUCUGGCACGUCAGCUUUUACCCCCAUGGUCAAGCUCAAGCCCACAUCGACGCUUGACCUUCCAUCAGCACUCCAAGAUGCGCUUCGUUAUGCAGGCAUAUCGUUCAGCCAGGACAACAUUGAGAGCCUGCAAGAUGUGCUGCAGCAAGCUCAACUUGAGCGAAGCAAGAAGCUUCAAGACCACUACGAAUCUACCGCGAUAUCGACUCAUGAUGGACUUGCUGAGCGAUCAAGCAAAGCAGACGCAGAUUUGAGGGCUAUUUUGAGUGCGCUAUAUAAGCACGCGCCAUUCCAGCAGGCUAGCUUAACAGACCCAGAACUGGACGAGCAGUUGAAAGCGAUGGAGCUGGAGCUUGAGAACAAGGACCGAGAGCUGUUGGAUGCCGAAGGCAGCGAACUAAGCUUGAGCGACCCCAAAGUUCGAGCUUUCAUCGCGAAAUAUGGUAAAUAG